Messenger RNA from Gamsiella multidivaricata, 1218 nucleotides. RefSeq lists its product as uncharacterized. Lineage: Eukaryota; Fungi; Mortierellomycota; Mortierellomycetes; Mortierellales; Mortierellaceae. The record is from RefSeq and is a predicted model, not a curated record. The transcript is spliced from 7 exons. Bases 165 to 1211 code for a protein of 348 amino acids.
GGUAAGGAAGUGCAGGUUGGUCGGCCGUUGGAGAACAGAAGAAACAACACUGCUGCAGUAGCCCGUCACACUGCACAUAUUUCUCGAAAAGGAAACUCUGCCUUGGCAGACUUUCUUAGCACUGCUUAGGCUAGGCAGACCAACACGAAAAGAACGACGAAACGAUGAACAUCCUACAGCACAAGAGCUGGCAUGUCUACAGCCAGAAGAACCAGGACAAAGUCAGGAAGGACGAAGCCAAGGCAGAGGCGGGGGAAAAGCAGAUUCAGGAGCGCGCUCUCGCAGCUGAUAGGGAACAUCGCCUGGCGAUAUUACGACAACGAGCGCAGCAUCGAACCGUAGAUAGUCUUGGUGCCGAACCACCAGACAAUAAUCAUGCGGUGUCUACAAUAGGACCACCAACUUCAAAUGAUACCAAAGCCCUGACAAUCACGAAGCAACAGGUCAAUUUUUGGCCAGACCUGGAGCACGAGGGCGCUAAGAAUGGACAUGGGAACCCAGAGUAUGAGGCAGAGGUCAAAGUAAAACAGGAGAAAUGGAACCGCACGAUAGCAAUUCAUUUGGACACAGGAAUUAGCAAGGAAAAAACUCCUUGGUACGCCAGAAACCAUGCAGUCUCCAUGAGUACGAGCCGCAGAAAGGAGGAUAACCAGGAGUUUUCAAAAAUUCGCGAGGACCCGAUGAAUGUAGUUAAAAGCAUGCUAGAUAAACGGGACAAGAAUCGCAGGGAUAGAAGCAGGUCUGCGUCACCAACCAGACGUACUAAUUGGCUGAAAAACAACAGGGCAAGAGUCCAGGACCUAAAAAAUAAACCCGAAACGAAUACGAUGGCUAGGUUGAGAAAAGAACGGCUUGAAAGAGAAGAAGCAGAAAGGGCAAAGGCGCGGGCAUUAUUGAAUCCAGCCUAUGUGGAUCCAAAGGAGCACUAUCGGCCCGUCGGCACGUACAGCCAACAAUACAAUCCGCAGGAUACGACCCUUGCACACUCCCUGCAUGCUCGGAAUUCGAAUAUGGAUAGGCCGCAUGAGAGCCAUGGUUAUAGGCAUGAGCGUGAUACACGUCGGGAUAAGGACCGAGAACGGCACAGUGGCCGAGAUUAUGGGAUAGAUGAGGACAGGGAUCGCCAUAGAGUAUCGGAUAAGGAUUAUCAUCACGGCCGCCAUCGAGAAAAGCAACGCUAUAGCGAUCGCGAUCGCUCACGACCAUACUAAACUUACA